AUGGCUGGUGCAGUGGAGCUGUUCAAGACUGGUGUAGAGGGGGCAACCCUUGGCGGUUUCUGCCCCGUCAUGUCCGGACCGCGGCCGCAUGAGCUUCGGUCGGCGCUGGGUGCGGAUCCAAAGCUCGCCAAUGAAGUUGCCCUUACGGGAAGCCAGAGCGGAACUGCAAGACAUUGGGAGGAUAAGCCAAAUGCUGGCUACUCUGGGACGCCCAUGUGGAAGAUCAAGGCGCAGCUUCAAGAGCAGCAGGCCAGUGCUUCAGCAGGACCAAUCAAAGUCCCUGAUGGCUUUAAGCAGGUGGAGAAGGGACAGCCACUCUACUACAACGACAAACGCCAGGUCUACUGGAAUGCCGAAGACGGCAAGACAUAUGUCUAUGAUGCAAUCAUGCAGAGAUACUCUCUGCUGUACGAUGGCAACAUCUACGACCACCGCAUGGCUGUGGGCUCGUGCUUCCAUGAGAAGGCAGCACAGGUGCGCCAUGUUCUGGUAAAGGACCUGGCAAAGGCUGCCCAGGCGAUGCGCAUGUCGGUAGAACACCUGGAUAGGCCUUGUGCUCUUUACGCACUGUACGAGGGCCACAGAGGUUCACCCAGCUCAGGAUCGGCCAAUGCUUGUGCUGAGUUCUGCGUGAAGCAUCUCCAUCAGAAGCUGCUGCCCAAGCUCUCAGCUUUCCGUGGCUUCUGGGAGGACACGCGCCUUCAAGUAGCAAUGCGAGAAAGCUUUGAGGAGCUGGAUGCUGAAUUCAUCGAGAAGCACCCCGGGCUCCCUGAUGGUUGCUGUGCGGCGGUUGCCUUGGUCACAGGCCCCCGUGUCGUGAUCGCAUCCCUGGGAGAUGUGGCUGCAGUGGUCUGCAUGCGCAGUGGAGAGGCGCAAGAGUUCCUCAAGCCGCACGUUGUUCCUGGUUUAGAUGACGACGAUGACGAAGAUGAGGAUCCCCGGGUUGCACCUGCGUCAGGACAUCAGCCGCCGAUUCAAUCGACUCGAUCGUUGGGAGAUGCGGAUUUCAAGAAGUCUGACAGCUCACCACGACUCCUCAGCACGCCUGAUGUCAAGGUGCUUCAUUUGGAGCAGAAGCACUUGGGUAUCGCGUUUGUGUGUCGAGCAUUGUAUGGCGCUAUCGGCAAAAGCAUCGCAGUCUCCACAGUUUCCAAGCGCUGCGCGCCGCGGGCGCGGAUGGCUGCUGGAGCGCUUGUGGAUGCUGCAGUGCAGUGGUUGGGCCAGGUGGGGGAGCUUGGCUUGGGCUCCAUCGUCGUUUUCUUUGACAGGAUAGAAGAUGGACCCGCCCACAAGCGGGCCAAGAAGGAAGAACCGACCCAGGUGCGCUUGAGGCACAUUUUGCUCAAGCACAGAGAGUGCAAGAGCACCAUCGACAAGGUGCGCAACAAGCAAGUCAAGCGAAGUCGAGGAGAUGCCGAGCGCCUCCUCCGAGCUGUGUUAGAAGAAUGCCAGAACGACCCUGGCAUGAAGAUAUUCACCCAGCGGUGCAAGGAGAUGUCAGAGUGCCAAAGCUGCCUGAAAGCUGGAGAGCUGGUCGGUGACCUGAGUUGGGUGAAGCCUGGCAAGUACGGCCAAAAUUUCGAUGAUGUUGCAUUUGCUCUAUCGGUGGGUCAGAUAAGCGAUUUGGUAGACACUGAUCAGGGCGUCCACAUCAUUCUGCGUUCAGCAUGACGAAGAGACCAAAGUGAGAGCUGAAUGCAACUGAGCAGCUCGUUUCUUCGCAUUAGUGUUGGAUCAUUCAUGACUGC
This is a messenger RNA of Effrenium voratum, 1748 nucleotides long. NCBI's taxonomy places the organism in Eukaryota, Dinophyceae, Suessiales, Symbiodiniaceae. The record is from the annotation of a GenBank genome assembly.